This is a messenger RNA of Cylas formicarius (sweet potato weevil), 1453 nucleotides long. RefSeq lists its product as uncharacterized. The record is from RefSeq and is a predicted model, not a curated record. The coding region runs from base 153 to 524 and encodes 123 amino acids. The transcript has 2 exons. NCBI's taxonomy places the organism in Eukaryota, Metazoa, Arthropoda, Insecta, Coleoptera, Brentidae.
GAGGGGCUACAUCGUCGCGUCGCUUCGUAAGAACGAAGAAAAUGAGACAGAAACAAGAAAAAUUAUACACCCAAUCGGUCAGCCGAUAACCGGUAAGUGUUCGCUCCAGAUUCCACGAGACUGCACUUUGCGUGCUGCAUUUGCCAUGUAGAAUGCCGUCGAUGGUGCACGGCUUAAGCGUGCUGCUAGUUAGCGUUUGUGUGUUCUGUGACCAUGCGGCGCCGACAGACAAGAACCAGCAGCCAUUUCAGUCUACCGGUCUCGUAGAAGCCCGGAGGAAAACAAGUGUGGCGUUCGGGUUCGAUCUUGCUGGGCUGGCGUCUAGAAUACUGCCCAUGCUAGCCUCUCCGUUCAUCAUGCAGAUCACCUCGUUGCCGAUGACGCUCAUGACCAUGAAGUUGUCGCUAAUGACGGCCAACUUUUUGGGAAUGUUGGCAAUCGUGUUCCUCGCGGUGAACUUGGCCAGGAGCAAGAUUGCGGACAAGAAGGGCCAGUUUUACAGUCACAACGUCAAUUUGCACUGAUCCGCAGCGUUGUGACUUAUUUCGAAAAUGGCAGGGACCAGGAGUAACCAAGACGUCGCAGCCGAAUACCGCGGGUUUCAGAGAGACGCGAACAAAAUUUGCUGAAAAAUUAAAUACAGUGUAUAUGAAAUAAAUAAAGGAUUCAUUUGCAGAUAUACAACGUACGAUGGAGUCCAGUUCAUUAUCUCAUUGCUUUCAUAUAUUAUGAAAAAAUGGUAAAUUUAAAAUUAUUUUAACGUAUACAUGGUGAUUAAAAAAAGUGCGACGAGUAGAACACGUAUUUUUCAAAUUUUUGAUAUUGGCGUUAUUCGAAGAUAUAUUAAAAUGAAAAUUCCCGAUUUUCUCAAAUGGUACACCAUAUACGAGGUGUGUUUAAAAAGUAAAAUGACUUUUCAGUUUUAUCACAACGUGUUUAUUUAUUUAUCAAAAUUAAUAUCGCUCCCUUCACAGUAAUCAUAAAGUUAGAUAGAAGCAACGAUGAGUGAGCAUGUUUUCCCGGGCUUUUUCUUCGCAUUGGUUCUCACGAACGGCGCAUAAGAAGCCAACAGGAUGAUUGGCAAAAUGUCAGCGAGUUCGAUCCAUCAUCAACCGCUGAGAUUUAUUUUGGCCCAUAAACUCUCUACUUAAAAAAAAUGUUUACAAUUAAGACUCUUUCCAUUUUAUUCCCUGUCCAAACUGUACAUUUACAAUUAAUCAAUAGAAUUUGACAGAAAAAUACAUUGAUUUCUAUUAAAUUUAAAAAAAAAAUCCUUAAUAUUUUAACAAACAUGACAUAAAUACUCCGCGUCAAAUUUAAAUUUUUAGAUCCGCGUGACGUCAUGCGCGCAUCCUCCUUUUUAUUUACCAUUUCAUCAUAACUCUUGAAACCAAUGAAGUAGUAAACUUUAACUCUAUCACCCUGUACCCUGUACAUUGUAUGAUGUCAUUAU